Biomphalaria glabrata is the source of this 1601-nucleotide messenger RNA. RefSeq names its product radial spoke head 1 homolog. The transcript has 8 exons. The coding region runs from base 256 to 1332 and encodes 358 amino acids. Lineage: Eukaryota; Metazoa; Mollusca; Gastropoda; Planorbidae. The record is from RefSeq and is a predicted model, not a curated record.
GGUGUACCAAACUAAACUGUCUAGUUUAACGUCCGUCUUUGGUUGGCAGGAAGUUUAUCUCUAGCAUUUUAGACUUUCCAUGGUUAAUAAACAGAACAAAGUCAACUACUUUUGUGUCUUCGCGAGAAUCCAAGUUGGCCUACAUUCUAUUCUAAAUAAACACUAUCGUGUUUCAGAACUAGAUCUAGUUGGAUCUUAAAAGGGAGAACACUCUAGUGUCAAUCUAAUCCUUGUGAAGGGGAGAUUGGGCCAACGAUGGAGGACGAUGAAAGAGAUGUAGAGGACGACUUUCCAACAUUAGGAGAAUAUAUAGGAGACAGAAAUGAAAAGAAUGAACGUCAUGGCAAGGGGAGAGCACUACUUCCUAACCGUGACGUCUAUGACGGCAACUACAUGUUUGGUAAACGGGACGGACAAGGAGUUUAUAAAUUCAAAAACAAACUUGCUAAAAAUGCUCGCUAUAUUGGAAACUAUGUCCAAGGCAAGAAGCAAGGAUUCGGAAAAUUUAUUUAUCCUGACGGCUCCAGAUAUGAAGGUAACUGGGUGGAUGACCUGAAAGAAGGUCAAGGCAAGUAUUUUUAUGUGAACGGUGACGUGUACUCUGGUGACUGGAGUAAAGGAUUGCGUCACGGCAAAGGAACUUAUACCUACGCUAAUGGAACAAAAUAUGUCGGCUCCUGGUGUAAAGGGAAGUGGGAAGGCUUUGGUGAGUUCCAUUACUGUAACUACAAAUACUGUGGACGUUUUCGAGAUAAUAAGAUGUUUGGUUACGGUAAAUUUGUGUUUGAUGUGGCAUGUGAACUGCAUGGUCAGUAUGUUCUUGACAACAAAGAUGAAAUUAGUGGACUGAUGGAUCUGGCUCAAGAAGCAGCUCUGGUCAUUUUAGAUGAGCAAGAUCGUGGUAUUGGCGAGGACUUCUUGGACGAUGUUGGAGAGACAACAUUGAGAAUGCCGCCCUCCCCGCCUCCCAUUGGACCAACUCACUUUGAAGCUGGCAUGUUGACAGGGCUGCAUGUUAUGACGCCCGAGGAAGAAGAGGAAGCUCGUCUGGUAGAUGAAUUGAAUGCACUCCGGGCAACUGUUGAAGCUCAGAUUGCUGCUAGAAAAGAAGCUGAACUGCGCAGACAACAAGCAGAAGCUGCUAAAUGGGCCAGAGAAGAGGCGGAAAGAGUUACCCUAGAAAUCUUGGCUGAAGGUGCAGACGUGAAUGAGGAGGUGCUGCCAAACGUAGCCCUGAAACAGCCAUCUGACAUCGAGACUGCUGGGACAGAGGAGACGGAGCAGAAAGAGGACAUGCCAGCAGAAGUAUCAGAUCUUGAAGAAGCUGAAUAAGACAGUCCAGGAUCUAAUAGUGAUAGAAACAGUUUUAUAGAGAUGUAUUGGUUACAAAUAUAAUACUAGGCUUGUGUAAUAAUAAAAACAACUCUAUUUCUAUUUAUCUACUAAAAUGUUACUAAAUGGACUGAGUGGUUCCAGACCUAUGCUCCUGAGACACAGAGUGAUACUGACAUAACGGGGUAGUAUACAACAACCAGUUUAUGUCCAAUAACUUUCCAAUGGACAAAAUGUAAAGGAAUAAUAAAAAACAUGUUUAGUUGGUA